Messenger RNA from Diversispora eburnea, 147 nucleotides. NCBI's taxonomy places the organism in Eukaryota, Fungi, Glomeromycota, Glomeromycetes, Diversisporales, Diversisporaceae. The record is from the annotation of a GenBank genome assembly.
CUAAUCCACGUGAAAGAGCUCAAGUCAAAAAUUAUUAUUUACAAAAUCAACAUAUUUACCUUAAAGAGGAUAAUAGAUUAGUUAUUCCUAGAAAUAAGAAACUCAUUACAAAAAUUUUACAAGAAAACUAUAACAAUCCUAUUUCAG